UCCUGGGAAGGGGCGGCAAGCCACUGGCCGACAUGCGACACGUUCACCAACCUAACAUCUGAGAUCCGAGAGCUGAAUGCGGACGAGAUGUCAGGAUCGAGAAGGCAGCAGGAUAGUACAUGAAUCUUUCCUAGACAGGCGAAGAUCGGGUUGGCAGAACAUCUGCCUGUUGAUUUGCACCAGGAUGUACACGCCAGAUGGAGACACAUUGUGGGUCGAAGCUUGUGAAACAACACUCAUGUAUCAGAGAUGCAUCCGCGCGGCGCAUACAUGUCUGGUCCGUCGCCCAGAGGUCUGCACGUGCGUCGGAGCACUACGAAUUCAUCGCCACUGGAGCCGGAGAGGCGGAAGAGGAAAAGGUCGUGCCAAGGUCCUUGCCUCUGGCCCGACUUAACCCUGGAACGUAAAAGCAGAACAGAGGGAGGAGGGCAGAGCGUGCGACUCGACAGAAGCUGGGCCCACCGCCUCCGAGGAUGCGUGAGGCUGUCCAUUCUGACUCUCUCGCUUUGGCGGAGCAGUGGCGGCGGAUGGACUGGACUGAAGGGGGAGGAGGAGGAGGAGGAGGAGGAGGAGGGAGGGAGGGAGAGAGGGAGGGAGGGAGGGAUAUUGGUGAAGGUCCUCAGAACCUAGGAUCUCCAAUCUGCGGUAAGGGCAGCCGCAAUGUCGGGAACGACGGCACGCGCUGCGGCGUGAUUCUGCUCCGUGGGGCUUUCUGCUGCUCUGCGCUGUGCGCGCUUGCUCGC
This is a messenger RNA of Prorocentrum cordatum, 743 nucleotides long. Lineage: Eukaryota; Dinophyceae; Prorocentrales; Prorocentraceae. The record is from the annotation of a GenBank genome assembly.